GCAUCGCUUUGUUACUCGUUUUUUCCACCUGAAAACUCUAUAUAACCACAGAAUAUAUAUUUUCAAAAAGACACAUAAAAUUCUGAUACCAAUGUGCUUUUACGGACCCCUCUCGGCCAUCAAAAAUAUCCUGCUCGCAGGCUCGCAGAAGUCCUGCCUGCUGAUCCUAGGAUUGGAUAAUGCUGGAAAAUCCACCUUGACAGCGCACCUUUCAGGAUUCUUUAAUGGCCUUUCCAAAGAGUCUAACAAGCAGGCCAGUGAAUGGAGCUUAGCCAUCAGUAACCACAAAGUGAAGUUGUGGGAUAUAAACGGAGAACUGAAGAACAGACAAGUCUGGCCGAAUUACUACAAGAAGGCAAAGGUCUUGGUUUUCGUACUGGACAGCACGGAUGCAGUGCGGCUGGGCGAGGCUCGCUGUGUACUGUGCGAUGUCCUGAUGCACCAGGAGCUGAACAGAGCGCCCCUGCUCAUAGUGUCCAACAAGAAGGACUCCCCGGGAUCCCUGCCACUAUCCACAGUGAUCGAUUUAAUGGGUCUGGAUCACUUGGAUGGUCGGGUUUGGGCCAUCAAGGAGUGCUCAAUGCAGACGGGCUUGGGAGUUCAGGGUGUUGUGAACUGGAUAACCAACGAGAUCCGUAGGAAGAAGUGAUUUAUCAUGUUUUACAUAUUUUGAUAUUCUCAGAAAGUAGCCAUAUAUAUUCAUCAAUAUAGAGCCAUAAUAAACAAGCUAAUGAUUCAUUUGC
Messenger RNA from Drosophila biarmipes, 743 nucleotides. Its product is annotated as ADP-ribosylation factor-like protein 3. The coding region runs from base 92 to 649 and encodes 185 amino acids. Gene Ontology annotation, molecular function: GTPase activity; GTP binding. The record is from RefSeq and is a predicted model, not a curated record. The transcript is spliced from 4 exons. Gene Ontology annotation, cellular component: microtubule cytoskeleton; cytoplasm. Lineage: Eukaryota; Metazoa; Arthropoda; Insecta; Diptera; Drosophilidae.